Molecule: messenger RNA, 5664 nt
Organism: Xyrauchen texanus (razorback sucker)
Lineage: Eukaryota; Metazoa; Chordata; Actinopteri; Cypriniformes; Catostomidae
Product: pantothenate kinase 1-like
Exons: 7
Coding region: 242-1621 (459 amino acids)
Biological process (GO): coenzyme A biosynthetic process
Cellular component (GO): nucleus; cytosol
Molecular function (GO): ATP binding; pantothenate kinase activity
Source: RefSeq, a predicted model, not a curated record
ACCGGCUGUUUGACUCGGAAACAGGCGCACAGCGUGUGAAGGAGAAAUGACCGACAGUGACCUCGAAUAAGAUGUUGAAGACCUACCCAUUGUCUUCAUCUCAUCACAACCCAUCAGCGUUUAUGUAGAAGUCGUAAAACAACGUUUGUAAAUUUUAGAAGCGCCUUCGAGACGUCGAGAGGAAAACGGAGUCGUUAUACGCAUUUAGUCUGUCUUCCGAGCGUUCACAAUUACUGCGUAAAUGAUGGAAAAUGCUGAAACAUCCGAUGACAACGGAACGACGAAUUAUACUAAUGGUUUAGUGAACGGAUUUCACAGUCCACCGUCCAGUAAAGGGGACUGUAUUUCUUGCGGUUCUAACGGAGGUGGUCUGGGUGGUACUGAGAGUGGCUGUAACAGUAGCGGUGGCCAUUAUGGUAUUGAAAAAUCCCACCAUCUUCAUCAGGAUCAUGUACACAACAGUGGUUCAACCGCGAAGCGCUGCAGACUCAGAAGACGCGUGGAUUCGGGAAAGAAGAACAGACCGCCUUUUCCAUGGUUUGGGAUGGAUAUUGGAGGAACUCUAGUAAAGCUGGUUUACUUUGAACCAAAAGACAUCACAGCUGAAGAAGAACAGGAGGAAGUCGAGAGCCUGAAGAGCAUUCGUCGCUACCUGACCUCCAAUGUGGCCUAUGGAAACACAGGUAUCCGUGAUGUGCACUUGGAGUUGAAGAACCUCACCAUGUGCGGCCGCAAAGGCAACCUGCACUUCAUCCGCUUCCCAACACAAGACAUGCACCGCUUCAUCCAAAUGGGCAGAGACAAGAACUUCUCCAGCCUGCACACCACACUGUGUGCCACGGGUGGAGGCGCAUACAAAUUUGAGGAAGACUUCAGAACAGUGGCUGGUCUGGAGCUGCAGAAGCUGGAUGAACUGGACUGUCUUAUUCAAGGUCUGCUGUACGUUGACUCCAUCGGGUUCAAUGGGCAUCCUAAUUGUUAUUUUUUCCAAAACCCUUCUGACCCUGAAAACUGUGUCAAGAGGCCAUGUAGCCUGGAGAACCCCUUCCCCAUGUUGCUGGUAAACAUUGGCUCUGGAGUUAGCAUCUUGGCUGUCUAUUCCAAGGACGAUUACAAGCGGGUCACUGGCACCAGUCUAGGAGGUGGUACAUUUCUAGGCCUGUGCUGCUUGCUGACUGGUUGUGAGACAUUUGAGGAGGCCUUAGAGAUGGCAGCUAAAGGAGACAGCACAAACGUGGACAAACUAGUGAAGGACAUUUAUGGUGGCGAUUAUGAGCGCUUUGGUCUCCAAGGAUCUGCCGUUGCAUCCAGUUUUUGUCAUAUGAUGAGCAAGGAGAAACGUGACAGUAUAAGUAAAGAGGACCUGGCCAGGGCCACUCUUGUCACCAUCACAAACAACAUUGGCUCCAUUGCUCGCAUGUGUGCAGUGAAUGAGAAAAUUGAUAGAGUGGUUUUUGUUGGGAAUUUCCUUCGAAUCAACACUGUAUCAACUAAGCUGCUUGCCUAUGCCAUGGACUUCUGGUCUGAUGGACAACUAAAAGCCAUUUUCUUAGAACAUGAAGGUUAUUUUGGAGCUGUUGGUGCCUUCCUUGAGCUACUAAAGAUGACUGAAGACUUCUAAGACACUGAAGAUAUCCCAACCUUCAAACCAGAAGCUGUUGUAAGAUUUCAGGAAAGCCACAUCCCCUAAUAAGGAAAAGCCAUUAAUAAUGUGACCGAGUUUCCAUUUCCCUUCAAAUAAUUAACACCUUCACCCUUCUAUUGCUGAUCCUUGUCCAUGCUCAUGACUAAGAGGAGGUGGCACAGAAACGGAGCACAGUUUUCAGUGUGUGAUGAGCUGCACCCCAUACUAACUGUGCCUCGCCACCACUGUUAUAAAUCCAGCAUAGUGUCUCCUUUGCCAAGACCUGUGUAUUGAUGAUUUGAGGGGAAGAUAAUUGAGAAUACUAAUUAAUAUGUCUGUGUCCUUCCUGACUCCCUAUUUGUUAGCUUUAUGCAAAUAAUCUUAAUGGUAUAGAGGUUAGUUUUAUGUCUAUUUGUGAUACAGUCUGCUAUAUAAAGAUGAAAAUGCAUGUAUUGCUACAAACUUCCCUUCUAAACAAAUUAGGUUGACCUUUUUAAAGGUUUUUGAGCUGCGCAUUGUGUGAUCAGAUUAAGAUCACAUAUAUAACGAGCCAUUUAUGAAGUACUUUGCUCACCCUCUUCUAUUCACAGAGAAGUGUUAAUUAUGUCUGUGUUGCAAGUGUUGUUAUUAUUAAGCAUACAAUAAUUUUGGACUCUCAGGUGUAAGUCUGAAUUAAUCAGAAAUCCUUUUCAAAUGAAAAAUAAUUUUUUCAAAAAGGUUUCCUAGAACACUCCCCUUUGAUAUUGGUCGAACAAACAAAUGUUUGGAUGGCGCAACAGAGCUACAGUGUUUACACUAUUCGGGGUAUCAACCUAUGAAUGGCUUGCUUGUCUAUGCGCGUUCAGCUGCGAUAGGACAAAGUAUUUUAACAUACAAUUACAAAAAUCACUCGCAUUAGCUUUAAGUCGUUUUUCAUUAAAACUAAAUUAAUUUUAAAAUGUUCAGAACUGGAAAUGACAGGAAGACCUAUUUUAUCUUUGCUAGACCUUGUUUGAUUAGUUGAUUGUUGAUGACAAGAGUAGCUGUAGUUUCUAAUAUAUCUUUACCUCUUGACUGGUGUGUCUAAUGAACAGAGAACAUAUGCACCUGAGCUGACACUGAUUGUGUUGGGACCAAACUGUCAAUGUUGACUAGAGAACAAUAUAUAUGUUCAUCUGAUUGAGAAUUCUCAUAGUUCACUACAUAAGGUUCUUCUCUGUGAUUUUUGGGUUUAAUAAUCCCUAAUGCUGAGAUUUCUCAGAUCUGAAUGUGUUACCAAUUCCCCUUACCCUUUGUACUGUAUAUACACUGUAGUAGUUUUGUUUUUGAACAUUUGCACAAACAGUAAUUUAAUCAUAUUCAUGAUCUCAAGUUUCAUGCGAGACCGCUAAAGAGUCUUUCGAAUGCCUUCAUCCUUCAAAUAUUUUCAGUUUAUACAUGGCAUUGUCUAUAACUGAAAAUAUUUUGCCUUAUCAUAUUUUUGCCACCUAUCAACAUGAAAGAACCACUUUAUGCUUAAAUUUUUUUUUGUAACUCUUCCUUUUAACACUGGACAGAUAUGGGGUUAAAAUGUACCUCAGUGACAUUAAGUUGGGACUGACUGAUAGCUCCAUAUUCUUGUUCAGAACUAGACCUGUGCGAAACAAGCCUUCCUGCAAUUGGAAUUAGGAAUUCUAAAAAAAAGCUACUCCAGUCAAAAUAAUCUUUCUAAAUAUGUCAGAAAACAAAAGCACUUCCAAGAAAUAAAGGUAUUGCUUUUGUAGACCCUUUAAGCCAUGUCAGCAAUUACAUAUAUCAUCAUUUGGCUCCAAUACUAUGAAUUCAAAAGAUGUUAAAUCCUUUAUUUUUAACAGCACUGAGACAGUACGCAGUUCUUCAGUUUGCAAGCUUCAUUGCACUUAGAUUUUGCAGUGUUAUUUUGUGAUCAUUAGGAAUGAAAGCAAGACCAAGACUCUUAACUGAAGUAAUAUUUCCAAUAGAGGUUGAUCGAUAGUGGAUUUUGCAGAUACCGAUAACGAAGGUGGUGGGAAAGGCCGAUAAUCAGUUAAUUGGCCGAUAGUUUUUAAAAUAGAGUUAUAGAAUGUCAAAUCUUAUUCUUUUCUUUCUAUGGUGGGCACAAAAAAAAGUGUCUAAUAGGAAUACAAUUCCAGAUGCGGUUUAUUGUUCAACCAAAAUAAUAACCAGAAAAAAUUAAGAUUUGAUGCAUAACAUGGGACUUUUAUAUAUAAACAAGCCCAAAACACUCCGGGGACAUUAUUUUGAAAAUACGAAAUUAUGAAAAAAAACGUUUUGCAGAUAACCGAUAGUUCCAAAAAGCAACAAUCUUAAUCUGGCUUAAUCGGUAAAACCGAUAUAUCGGUCUACCUCUUAUUUCUAUGUAGAAAACUAUCAGAAUGCAAUUUUAAUCUGAGAAUUUACUUAUUUCGUGUUGGAAGUAUUAGCAGUGAUACUGUAAUGUGUGUACUGAACUAAGUAUUCACCAGCUACCGUAACUCAACAAUAGACCUGUGCUGACAGUAAAGUGUCUUCUAGAUGUUAUUAAAGGGUUAGUUUAUUCAAAAAGGAAAAUCUCGUUUGACUACCUUGGAAUACAAAAGAUAGAGGCAGAAUUUUAAUCUCAAUGGUGAUUGGGGCCAACAGCCGGCCUAACAUCUCCUUUUGCUAUCCACAACAGAAAUAGUCAUAUGUGUUUGGAACAACUUUAGGGGGAGUAAAUGAUGACAGAAUUAAAAUUUUUGGUUGAACUAUCCCUUUAACAUCUGCAACAGCAAAUUGCACACAAUGCCUCUUUAUGUCUUGAUGCCACUUACUGGAUACAAAAAUUGUACAUGCACUUGAUGCUGUUUGCCUCUUCCAUCUCCUUGAUUUAUGCAUUACUUCCUCUGCUAAAUCCUUAGAAUUGCCUUAUGCAGCGGAGUGCCAUUUUGACUUUGGUUGUCUGGAUUAUGCAAAAUGGCACCCCAACAACUCUCUGAGCCACAAAGGUACCUUCCAAGUGUAAUGGGGUGCCUUUAACUGAUAGAGACAAGGCUUUAUCUCUGUGUCCUCUUUGUUGAUGCUAAUGCUACAUCCAGAUGCCACUGUAUCCAUUAAUCAAAACUGUGUAUUUGAGGAGUGUUUUGUUUGUGUUGCUUUUUCUUAUUAGACAUGCAACAUCAGACUGAAUGCAUGUGUCGGUACAUUGUAUUUUAACUGAGCCAAUGCAAAGCAUGCAAGCGACUGGAAAAAGUGUGUCUUUUCCUUUGGCCCUUAGAUGGUUCACUCCAUCUAAUGUAGUCCAAAUGCCUUUUGUUUCAGGUUCUGUUCAUGUAAACCAGUGUAAUGCCUGGAUGCUAAUUGUCAAAUUGUGCGAAACCUGUUAGAACCUGUCUUUGGGUCUUCUUUCAUACAAACAUUGUAUUCUAUUCUAUUUGACAGCCAUUUUUCAGAAAGCAUGCUCUAAACUAUUAAUGCUAAAUCAUCAUUACAAUUUAACUGUCUGUUUUUUCAAGAGCUAAAUUGUAUGUUUCUAAAUCAGUUAAUUAUAUGUGAAAUUCCAUGCUAAUAAUCCACAUUAAUGACCUCAGUCUUCUGACAAAUAUGUCUCAUGGAUGUGAUCUGAAAGAGUAUGUAUAAUUCCUUAAUGAAAAGUCCAUUGUUUUUAGUUCAGUUCAUUCAACAGUAUCAAAAUGCAGUUAAGUGUAUUUCUUAUAAUAUAACAUUUGCCGUUGAUCGCAGAGGGGCCCCUGAUUUAUUUAUGCCUCCUAAUAAACAGUUUGCAUUACUGGCUCUGAAAUUCAUGUCACAAGAUUUUUUUUGUCUCAGUUUUUAGUGAACUUCAUUUGUCAAUAGACUAAUUUGUAAAUACCUAAUAAAUGUGUUAAUUAAUGAAGCUAGUUUAUUGUUGGGUGUUUCUUCUCUCGAAAAAAACGUUUACACUCUCACUAGUAUUUUUUCUUUUCUACAGUGUCCAACAGUGUAUGUGCAUGCCCAUAAAAGUAUUCUGCUUGAUUUUAUUUUUUUGUUUUUAUCAAACAUCACUUUUCCCAUAUUUCUUCUCAAUUAUGCUCUCAUGCUCUGAC